AUGGCGACCAAGGCGCUAUGCAAGCCACGCAUGAGCUUCUUGCGUCUGCAGACGUCCAUCCAGAAGCAGCUACAGAUCGAGGAAGCGCUGUUCCGAGCCGAGUCGCAGCGCAACUGGUUCAUCUACAACGACAAGCACGCACCCGCGACGAUCGUCAUGGGCGUCUCGGGCAAACCAGAGCAGCUGCUGCAUCAAGACGCUGUGAAACGAGACGGCAUUCCCGUGCUCAAGCGCUUUAGUGGAGGCGGCACUGUCAUUGUCGACCACAAUACCGUCUUUACGACAUUCAUCUGUCGACAUGAAGACUUCCCACACGUUAAGCCUUUUCCGAGAGAGAUCAUGGCGUGGUCGCACGACUUUUUCUCGCCCUUCUUCGCGCGAGUGUGUCGCGAUGACCUGAAGUUCUCGCUACGAGAAGAUGACUACGCGUUUAACGACCGCAAGUUUGGCGGGAAUGCUCAGAGUCUAUCGAGGGGUCGUUGGCUGCACCACACCUCGUUCCUUUGGGACUUUGAUCCGAAAAACAUGGAGUACCUGACUCAUCCAGCUCGACAGCCAAAGUACCGUCAGCAGCGCAGCCACCUCGAUUUCCUGUGCCCGCUAAAAGAUGCGCUGAAAACGGAAUGCGCGGAUCGCGACAGGUUUCAAAGUGAGCUUUACGCGGAGCUGGCACACAACUUUGAGAUUGAAGAUAUGGAGCUGGCGGAUAUUGUGCACAUUCUCGAGAAAGACUACCGCAAGUCCACUCACUUUGUACAUCUCUAG
Peronospora matthiolae is the source of this 765-nucleotide messenger RNA. Lineage: Eukaryota; Oomycota; Peronosporomycetes; Peronosporales; Peronosporaceae. The record is from the annotation of a GenBank genome assembly.